Moneuplotes crassus is the source of this 1985-nucleotide messenger RNA. The record is from the annotation of a GenBank genome assembly. Lineage: Eukaryota; Ciliophora; Spirotrichea; Euplotida; Euplotidae.
AUGAAAAUCCUUAUCGUGAAUGGGUACAAGUCCAACCUUAUAGGUGACAAGAAGUUCAAGGAGUUUGUCUCCAAGAUCAAGAAUGGGUUCAAGCACACUUUGGCUAGCCGAAUUGACUUUAUCCUCCGAGAUUUGAGUAAUCUUGAUGACUUUUUGUAUGAAUCGUUCUCUUAUGGAGAUAAAGACUCUAAGAAAUAGGUUUGAUUCUAUUGAUUUCGUGUUUAUUGAUGGAGAAAGUAACCUGCUUCCUUGGACUAAGAGGGCCAAGAAGUUCCUCCUCUUGUUCAAAAUGUGAAAAUUAACUGAUAAAUGAUGAUUUGUAGCUGGUUUUGGGCUCAAUUUCCUUGUGUAUUAUUGAGCAACAAACUUUGCAAGUUUAUCUGUGAUCAACGGCGCUGGGAAAGGAGGCAGUCUACAAGAGAUCCAUUAUUUAAACACGAAGGAUCUAUCUAGUUAUGAAGUUAAUGAUGUAUUCUUGGAUAAUGCUACUGGUGACUACUAUAGCUUUAAAAAGGAUCAAUCCAUUUGGCUCCCGAUUGGAAAUGUUGGAAUCCAUUAUUCGAAAGCAACUGAGAAAGGAAAAAUUCGUGACAAGUUGAUGAAGAGAAGUCAACUGCAGAAUUCGAGAUUUAUGAACAGUAAUUCAUCCAGCCAGGUUAUCACUUCGAAAGUGACAGAAAGGAAGUGCGUGGUUAAGAAAGAUUUCUUGAACCAUUGGUUAAUGGAUGGCAUCCCUAAAGAAUUCUUGAUCUCUCAUGAAAGCUUGUGGAAUGUUCAUGAAGUUUCGUUAGCAUCAACAUCUGCUUUUGAGGUGAAUUAUAAUACUCUAGCAGAAUCUGAGAAGGGCCCAGAAAUAUGACAACAUAAGAAUUCCGUUGCCAUGCAAAUGCAUAUAGAUAAAUAAUUAUGAGUACACCAUGAAAAUUCUUGAAAAUUUCAUUGAGAGAAAUAUUUUAAUGAUCCAAGAAAAAGGACAAAUACAUAUGGCAAUUGAGGAGGCUGAAGGAGUGAUGAAAACCUUAAUGUACACUAAAGGCCCUCAUACCUCGAAAUCUGCCAGGCUAAAUCCCAGGAAUAGGCAUAAGAUGAACCAGAAUGAGGUUAAUCAAUUUAAGGCAAAUGCAACAAACUCGGUACGUAAAGAAGGAAUAAGGCCGACUACUGCUGGAACCUUUUAUUCUUCUCGUCCUGGAGCAGGAACCACAAGGAGUUCUACCAGACAGAUAAAAGAAAGAAUAAUGACUGCUUCCAACCGUUCAAGAUUGCAAAGUAGGCAGGUCCGGUUGGAGAGUCCUUCUGAUCCUAAUCUCAGGGGUACCAUGAGAGGGAUGUUUGCUUGCUCUGCUAAUGAGUUAAAUAUAAAGUCUGAAUGUCUCUCAAAUAAUGUCUUAACGCCAGACCAGUACAGAAAUUUGAGGAGACUGACCAGAACAAUGAGAAAUUAUGUCAAAGAGGAGCUAGAAGGUGAGAAGAAGAAAGGAAUACAAUUAUCUCCUUUUGAUAUGAAGAUAUAUCACAAGUUGAACAUGUUGAAAGACAUUAAUCCUGAGAAAACUAACUCUACAAGAGAUAUCCGAAAGCUUCUGCAUCCAACUUUAAGGGACGACCAGUUACCUACUAAGGAUAGAAAUAGUCAUAUCAAGAUGAGUACGCUUUUUAGUUCGAAGAAGAAGCUGAAAGUUCCGUCCAAAUUUUACUCGAGGUUUGUUGAGUUCAAGAAACUUCCUCCUUCAGAUUUUGAAACUCCUAUUAUUGGAAAUGACAGCCCCUAUAUUACAGAAGAGGACUUGAAAAGAAAGGAAUAUUUACAAAGCAAGAAAGGCUGGAUAUCUCCUGAGACUUUUAGGAGUUACUUCAGUAAAGCCACAAAAUCAGAUAAUUUUAUCAAAAAUUAUGUCACAAUGACGCCUUCUGAUCCUCCUAUCUUGCAUAAAUUUCGGUCAGCAAAGAAGGAGGAUUGGCUGUCGCAUGAUUUCAAGUUCUAA